Lactuca virosa is the source of this 318-nucleotide messenger RNA. The record is from the annotation of a GenBank genome assembly. NCBI's taxonomy places the organism in Eukaryota, Viridiplantae, Streptophyta, Magnoliopsida, Asterales, Asteraceae.
AUGGUUUUGAAGUCAUGCUGUGGAGGAGGAGGUCCAUAUAAUUACAAUCCGUUGGCGACAUGUGGACAAUCAUUUGCGACUGCGUGUGAUGAUCCCAAUAUGUAUGCUUACUGGGAUGGAAUACACUUUACAGAAGCGGCGUACCUAAUAAUCUUCAAGAGUUUAUUUCAAGGCCCAUAUACUACACCCCAAUUUAAUUUGUUGUGUCCUACAUUAACAUCACAAGUUAGAGUUGGGUUAUCGGGUUCACAAAUGCAACACAGACCUAUUAGAACUGGAGCCGCAAAGGGAGAUGUGCAUUUUCUAGAAAAAAUGUAA